CUUAUAAUUGCUCUUAUCAGUGCGUUAGGAACUUUUAAAUAUUUAAGAAAUGGAUCAAAAUUCAAACCGAAGUCGGAAGUCUCUCAAUAUGUUGGAUUUUAGCUUCCUGGAUUACAAAGCAUCACUCAGUGCCGUGCUCCGAACUAAAAAACGUCAACUAAGUUUCGUAGAGGAUGUUGUGGAUUUUUGGCAAUAUGUUAACCAAUACGAGCGCAAAAAGCGCAGUUUAGGUCAGGCUGUGAUUCCAAUAUUCCUAUUAGAUACAAAACACACUGAACCGAAGCCAUAUAGCACAUGCAAGCACUUUUCCAUUCAGCUGGAUACUGAUAUGUUACGUUCGGAUGAAAGUGGGACACUUAGUUUACAGAUGGUGGCAGAAUUUCAAAACCUCCUGCUUACCUACCUAGACUUCAAGCAAAAGGAGAAGUUCAAUAAAAUUAAAAAGCUACGCCACUCACAACGUGCGUUGCCCAUAUAUCGGUUCAAAUGCAAUUUACGUCAAUCUCUUGAAGAUUCACGUGUCCUCAUCGUAGCUGGCGACACCGGCUGUGGUAAAUCUACGCAGGUACCACAAUACCUGUAUGAAUUUGGCUAUCGCAGCAUAGCCUGCUCACAACCACGUCGUCUGGCGUGCGUCUCGCUGUCAAAGCGUGUGGCGCAUGAGCUGCUCGACGACUACGGAAACAAGGUCGGCUUUCAGAUACGAUUUGAACGCAAUAGAACCAAAAACACGCACAUUGUGUUUAUUACUGAGGGUCUGUUGUUGCGCCAGCUAGCUGUGUCGGACAAUCUUGACAUGUAUGAUGCGCUAAUUUUAGACGAGAUACACGAACGUAAUAUGUUCGGCGACAUUUUGCUAGGUGUUGCAAAGUGUCUAUUACGAGCCAGUCCGAAACUAAAGCUUAUACUUAUGUCGGCGACUAUUAACGUGAAAUUGUUCCUCGACUAUUUUAAGGAGGAGGGAGCACAUCUAUUACAGGUGCCUGGGAGAUUGUUUCCUAUUAAAUUAGUCUAUAUGCCUCCGCCGGCACUGGAAGCUCCAAACAUUGCGGGGAGCAGUAAGCAUAUGCACCGUGGCUUACGAAUUGACCCGUCGCAGUUUCUACAGGCACUGAAAAAAAUUGAUCAGCAGUAUCCCCUGACCGAGCGUGGUGAUGCAUUAAUAUUUGUAAGCGGAGUCAAUGAAAUAACUAGCGUUUCCGAAGCUAUUAUGGAAUAUGCCACGGAAAACGCGCAUUGGAUUCUUUUACCGCUACAUAGUGGCCUUGCACUCGCCGAACAAGACAAAGUUUUCGAUUAUGCGCCCGAGGGUAAACGCAAAUGUAUUGUGUCCACAAAUAUUGCUGAAACAUCGCUUACAGUGGAUGGUGUGCGUUUUGUUAUCGACUCAGGUAAAUUUAAAGAAAUGAGCUACGAUGCCACGUGUAAAGCGCACCAUCUGAAGGAGUUCUGGGUUUCUAAGUCUUCCGCAGAACAGCGCAAAGGUCGUGCCGGACGCACGGGACCAGGCGUUUGCUUCCGGCUCUACACUCAACAGCAGUAUGAUAGUUUUGAAACAUAUCCUGCACCUGAAAUAUUUCGCGUGCCACUAGACACUAUACUUUUACAAAUGAUAUCCAUGGGACUGCCAAAUGUGCGCAACUUCCCAUUUAUUGAGGCCCCUGACCCAGAGUGUAUUGAGCAGACAGUUUUAGGGCUGAAAUAUCAUGGAGCACUGGAAGUGGACGAGAAAAUCACACCGCUGGGCACCUCACUGUCCAAUCUACCCGUGGAACUAUCGAUUGGCAAAAUGUUGCUCAUGGGCUGUGUCUUCCCGGAUGUAGAGCAGAUUCUUACAUUAGCCUCUCUAUUAAGCGUGCAGAGUCCGUUUACAAAUCGUGCUUUUACUGAUCACAAGUGCGAACUCUAUCGCCAGGCCCUAGAAUCAGACCAGGGUGAUCUGUUCAUCCUGCUAAAGGCUUACCACGAGUGGCUCCAGCUCAAAAUCGGACGACAGAAUACCCGCAAAUGGUGCCAUCAACUAGGCAUUGAAGAGCAGCGGUUCUAUGAAAUUAGCCAAUUGCGCCAGCAAUUCCAGACCAUUCUUGAGAACUGCGGAAUGAGACCGAAGAGUAACACUGAGACAUUAAGCAGCUCAGAACGUGCAUGUCGGCAUGGAGAACUGCGCCAGCUGAAGGCUCUGAAACGCAAACACAAAUUUGAGCAGCCGCAUAAGCAACAUGGUGCACUAAAAAAAAAUAACUUCGGGGAUGAUAACAAUUUUGAAGAUAUACGUGACGUGAACUUUCGGCUGCGGCAUAAUGGCCGGCAAUUGGACAUUUUAGCGCGAUCGGCGCAAGUGCAACUAAGACGCGACUUUUUCCUGUUAAAACUACUCUUCGUCAGCGGUUUCUAUCCACAGUUUGCCAUUGCCGAUGAAUUUAACUCUUUGAAGGGCGCCAGUGAGCAAUUCUUUCAUACAAAAUUGAAGUCAUUUGUAAGUAUGCACCCAAAUGCGUACUUUUUCAAAGGCUUUGAGGUGCUCAAGAUAAUGGAAACUGACAUACAACCGAAGCCCAACUACUACUCUUCCAAACAGGCGCUAAGCGGAAGGCAUCAGUUGCUUUGCUAUCAAUCUCUGCUGGAAAUUGCCAAACCCUACUUAGUGAACUGCGUUCGCCUGCCGGCCGCACACACUCUACUUCUCUUUAGUUAUGCAAUUGAUACAAAUAUAAACGUAUCCCGGGUGGUUUGCGAUUCAUGGGUUUGUCUGGAAUUUCCUCUUCCUGAUAGUGGUUUGGAAAUACUGUGCCGUGCAAUCAGGCUACGACGUCGCUGGAACUCUCUUUUGCAUGAGAAGCUUAAUGAUCUUAACACCAGUAGCGAUCAAUCUUCCAAUAAUACUUCAAUUGAUGGUGCUCUCUGGCACGACUUAGUGGACUUUAUGAGUCUUGAAGUAGCGUACACUAUUAGUCGUUUGUUGCCGGCUGACCUUAAAACACUCUAUACGAAUGCACCAUUACCUCAAUUCGAGGCAUUGACUACAAAUCCAUUUGCUCCCGCCUACACGAUAACCAAUAACGAUGAAAAAGGCGGUGUGAACGUGUGCGAACAUGUCGUUUUUGGGUGCCUGGCAGAACAGCAAUGGACACUAGCCAUGAACGCAAUGCUUCAGGAACACGGGUGGAAAUGUUCGAAAUGUGCUUACGAGUUAAUGCAAUAUGAUAUGUUGGACCAACUCCAGCAUCGGGGACAGUGCCAACGCAGCUGCUCAUAGACUAUAAAUACAAGCAUCACUCCGUCCGUUAAUGGCAUGACAGCGAAAAAGAUACGCACACAAGUCGAACUUUUUUCAUGUCAAUAGCAAUAGUGCAUUAACUAAAAUCAUUAUUUGAAAGUUACGAAA
This is a messenger RNA of Scaptodrosophila lebanonensis, 3385 nucleotides long. RefSeq names its product probable ATP-dependent RNA helicase DHX34. Gene Ontology annotation, cellular component: intracellular anatomical structure. Gene Ontology annotation, molecular function: ATP binding; RNA binding. Bases 50 to 3256 code for a protein of 1068 amino acids. The transcript has 7 exons. Lineage: Eukaryota; Metazoa; Arthropoda; Insecta; Diptera; Drosophilidae. Gene Ontology annotation, biological process: nuclear-transcribed mRNA catabolic process, nonsense-mediated decay. The record is from RefSeq and is a predicted model, not a curated record.